Molecule: messenger RNA, 2111 nt
Organism: Sesamum indicum (sesame)
Lineage: Eukaryota; Viridiplantae; Streptophyta; Magnoliopsida; Lamiales; Pedaliaceae
Product: low affinity inorganic phosphate transporter 4
Biological process (GO): phosphate ion transport; transmembrane transport
Cellular component (GO): membrane
Molecular function (GO): phosphate transmembrane transporter activity
Source: RefSeq, a predicted model, not a curated record
CCCCAGAAAAUCAUAACAUAUUUCCUUGAUUUCCACUAUGCACAAGGAUAUCCUAUACGGAUACCACUAUCUGUCAAUUUCUUGUUUUAAAACCUUGGUCUAAACGUCGUAAUUUUGGUUCCCUUAGUUUCUUGCUCCAGAAUCUAGUCAGUAUAUAAAUAUAAAUAGUACAACCAUGAAAUUAUACGAACGCAACAAGAAACACAAGUAAAGCAACCUUACAUCAAGCAAUGGCCUCAAACAGCAUAUCUGUGCUCAAUGCUCUUGACAAUGCCAAAACGCAAUGGUAUCAUGUCACUGCAAUUGUCAUUGCUGGAAUGGGUUUUUUCACCGAUGCAUACGAUCUGUUUUGCAUCUCCACCGUGUCCAAACUCUUAGGCCGCCUCUAUUACUACAAGCCCUGGACUGGGGCUCCCGGAAAACUUCCUCACAGCAUCAACAAUUUGGUUAUUGGUGUUGCUCUCGUGGGAACACUAACCGGCCAGCUAUUUUUUGGGUAUCUGGGAGAUAAACUAGGCCGAAAGAAAGUUUAUGGGGUCACUUUAAUUCUAAUGGCCUUUUGUGCCAUCUGCUCGGGCUUAUCAUUUGGAUACAGUCCAAAAGCUGUUAUGGGUACACUUUGUUUCUUCAGAUUCUGGCUUGGCUUUGGCAUUGGAGGUGAUUACCCUCUCUCUGCCACUAUCAUGUCUGAAUACGCCAACAAGAAAACUCGUGGGGCAUUCAUUGCAGCCGUUUUUGCCAUGCAAGGGGUUGGAAUCAUCUUUGCAGGUCUCGUCUCCAUGAUCAUUUCCAAGAUCUUCCUCGACCACUAUGGAGCUCAACCAUUUAAAGAAGAGCAUGUCUUCUCAACCGAGCCGGCGGCCGACUAUGUGUGGAGAAUUGUACUAAUGCUCGGUGCUCUUCCUGCACUCCUCACAUACUACUGGAGGAUGAAAAUGCCCGAAACAGGACGUUACACGGCGCUGAUCGAGGGCAACGCAAAGCAAGCUGCUUCCGACAUGGGCAGGGUUCUUGACAUCGAAAUUCAGGCUGAUCAGGAAAAAAUAACUCAAUUCAACUCAGCUAAUGAGUACAAACUGCUCUCAAACGAGUUCUUCAUCCGCCACGGGCGGCAUUUGGUAGGCACCAUGACUACAUGGUUUCUGUUAGAUAUCGCAUUCUACAGCCAAAACCUCACACAGAAAGACAUUUUCCCGACAAUGGGCCUGACAAACAAAGCCGAAAACGUCAGUGCGCUGCGAGAAAUGUUUGAAACAUCGCGGGCCAUGUUCGUGAUCGCGCUACUGGGCACAUUCCCUGGCUACUGGUUCACAGUAGCCUUCAUUGAGAAAAUUGGGCGUUUUUACAUACAGUUGGUGGGCUUCUUCAUGAUGUCGGUCUUCAUGCUCAUAAUAGGAGUCCAAUACGAUUACCUCAAGAACGAGGACCACAAAUGGACGUUCGCAGCUCUUUACGGGCUGACUUUCUUCUUCGCCAACUUCGGCCCGAACAGCACAACAUUUGUGCUGCCGGCCGAGCUCUUCCCCACGAGAGUUCGGUCGACUUGCCAUGCUCUCAGCGCCGCCUCAGGGAAGGCCGGGGCGAUGGUCGGCGCGUUCGGGAUCCAGAACUACACGCAAGACGGAAACGUGAAGAAGAUCAAGAAAGCGAUGAUCAUGUUAGCCAUUACAAACAUGAUCGGAUUUUUCUGCACUUUCCUGGUGACGGAAACAAAGGGGCGUUCGCUGGAGGAGAUUUCCGGCGAAGAUGGUGGCUACAGCGAGACCCAGAUGACCGAAAAAAGACCUGAAAGCCGGCCCGACAACUGGGAAGAGGAUUCAAGAAAUUAUGGUUAGUGUGGAAGACAAUUGAGGAAUUUCCGGCAGGUCUAUCACUUGGGCUUUGAAGAAGAAAUUGUGUUCAAUGCUUUGCAAGAAGAAAUGAUGAUAAAUAAUAAUAAAUUUGGGGAAGGGUAGCUAAGAAUCAUGAAUGAAUAAGAGCUGGAUAAUCUGGAAAUAAUUUGGUGAUCCUUCAACAAAUUGAGUUUUGUCUUCUUUUUUUAUUUUUUUAUGUAAGAAUGUUGAAAUGUGUUAUAUGGAAUUAAAGUUAUGGAAGCCCCAAUUUUAUUAGGA